This is a messenger RNA of Aspergillus niger, 1908 nucleotides long. RefSeq lists its product as uncharacterized. The record is from RefSeq and is a predicted model, not a curated record. Lineage: Eukaryota; Fungi; Ascomycota; Eurotiomycetes; Eurotiales; Aspergillaceae. The coding region runs from base 1 to 1908 and encodes 635 amino acids. The transcript is spliced from 2 exons.
AUGUCAGUGAAUCCAUCUGACCCACGCAGGCAGAACUUGAUAGGCAUAUUUGGCCUUCCCGGAUCUGGAAAGACCUAUCUUCUCAAUCAACUCAGAAGGGAGCUCGAAGGGGGCCCUUUUUCAUUCUAUGAGUUUGAGGAGGUCGGCCAAACCAGGCCUUCUAACUGGCAUGAAUGCGAUCAAUCAGGGAUCGCAGGAAUUGCCACAGCUAAUUACAUGCUACCGGACGAGGACGGCCAUCCUCCAUACGAGAUAAUUCUUGAUGAUGGCUGUACUAAUGGACCGUUCACGCAUAUUAUAUAUUUAAACACCCCUGUCGAGGUGGUCCAUCGCCGUUGCAUGGACGACGCUGAAAAGGAACUUGAUUGGUGUUCCCUUGAUUACUUUCGUGAAUGGGCCGAUGAAGAAAUCAUUGGGCUGAAAGACGCGUGUUUAGACCGGAAGAUCAUGUUCACCAUUGUGGACCCUCUUGACAUUUCGAGGAUUAUCACCCUCAUCCACACCAUUCAGCUUGAUCGAAAUGAAGAGCACAACCAAGGUAUAGUGGAUCAGCGUAUUGACGAGAUUGUAGCCCCUUGGCAAGGGCAUGUGGAGAAGGUUAUAGUCAUGGACUGCGAUGGAAUCCUCACACCCAAAUAUGAAGAGCAGAUCUUCUGGGGAAAAUAUUAUUUCGGUGAUUGUGCCGAUGUUUACGAGGGACGCCGUCAGUUGCCGGAUAAGCAUCCAUGGUGCGGAUUCAUAGCCGAUGACUUUGAUUGCCGUCAAUCAAGCUUAGCUUAUGAGCAAGUUGCGGCGGAGGGCCGAUUUGACGAGACCUGCGAAAAGGCUGCGUCCGCAAUUUCUCUAUAUCCUGAAAUCAGAAGCUUUUUAAAUCGUGUCUCGCAGUGUCCGCGCCUUCGCAUAAUCAUAGUGACUUCCAGACUACGCUUGCUGUGGGAAAGAGUUCUGGCCCAAGAGGGUCUCUCACAUUCCAUCAAAGUCAUUGGCUCGGGCCCACUUUCUAACGGUCAUAUCGUGACCCCCUCGGUUAAAGAGAGACUGGUCGAACGCCUCAGGACAGUCCAUAACUUGCAGGUAUGGGCGUUUGGAGGCUCCGGUUCGCCUGAGAAGAUGCUUCAACGAGCACAUUAUCCGAUUAUCCUUCAUCGGCCAACUAAUCCCCACUGUGAUGCGGAAUGGUUAUCCGGCAUGGCUUCGACAUUGAAGGAUUCGAAGGAUUGCAUAGAUUCAACCACCCUCCAUCUGAGGGAACUCGAGGAGCCGGCAUUUUUUGAUCAACUCGUUCAACAUCAGUUUACCCUUACUCACGCGACCCACAAGGGCACAGCAAAGCUGCUGCAUACGGAAAUGCUGAAAACGAUUUAUUUUCCCAAUCACGAUCUGGAGGAAAAGGUCUUUCACGAAGCUGGAUGGUAUCUCGCCAACGAAUACAUAAGCGAGCUACGAGGCCUUGAGGAGGUUGCAAUUGAGAAUCCCCAGGAGCCUAAAGCGACUGGUUAUCAACUGGUCCGUGAAAGCGGAAUGCUUAUCGUUCCCCUAAUGGGGAAUAGUCACCACAUGGCUGCCGGAAUCUGCGAUGUCUUCAAGGAAGCUUGCCCGCUGCAAGCAUAUGACCCAGAAGAGAUCGAUCUCGACCAUUUACAGGAAAAGGACACUGUUGUGCUUGUGGAAGCUGUCGCGGAUAGUGCCGAAACCAUCACGCGUUUCGUCAACCACAUCCACAGAGUGAAACCAUGCCUUCCUAUUUUGAUUAUGACUGGAGUCCUUCAAGCUGAGUUAGUUGCACCCGGUGGACCGCUGCCGUCUCUCAUUCAAGGCGGCCCCAUCACGGUGGUUGCACUUAGUCUGGCAAAAGACAAGGACAUGACUAUUGAAAACUACAUUUAUGAUACCGCGCGUAUUUCCUGA